CUCAUAUAGUAGUAAAUUAUUGUUCGGUAGCACGUAAUUAAUAAUUAGCUAGCUGUAGUCUUGACACGAAAAACAAGAAGAAGCACAUGGCAUGAAAGAAAAAUAAACGCUCCCGGUCAUUUCUCGUUCUUCUUCUCUUUGAGGCAUGGUGCUCUUGUUCGCUUUCCCAAUCCCACACUCCAAUUAUAGUGCUGGCAUGACAACGAUAACAGCAUUAUUGUGCUUACAUCUUCUCCUCUUCACAGUAGUAAGAGUGAACUCAAUAGAACCCUCAUCAUCAUCUGAGGAUCCCUACAAGAUUCUCAACAUAAUCCCCAAUCCAGACGGCACUUUCACCCGCCUCCAAAACUAUCCAGAGACCCCUCCCUCACCAGAUCCCACUCUCCCCAUAUCCGUUCUCUCCAAGGACCUUACCAUCGACCAAUCCAAGCACACCUGGGCGCGGAUCUACCUACCCCGCCAAGCACUCAAUACUCCCCCUAACCACCCCAACCUUCCCCUCAUCGUCUUCUACCAUGGCGGCGGUUUCAUAUUCUACCAUGCCAACUCCACCUACUUCCACGACUUCUGCGUCCGCAUGGCCAACGCCACCCAAUCCGUCGUCGUUUCCGUCGAUUACCGCCUUGCUCCGGAGCACCGCUUGCCGGCGGCGUACGAGGACUCGGUGCAGGCGCUGCACUGGAUCAGAGCCUCCAAUGACUUGUGGCUGGCUCACGCUGAUUUCUCCCGAUGCUAUCUCAUGGGAGAGAGUGCUGGAGGAAACAUAGCGUACAACGCGGGUCUACGUGCAGCCGCGGAGGCAGACCAGAUCAGGCCGCUGAAGAUCAAAGGGAUGAUAUUGAUUCAGCCGUUUUUCGGAGGGAAGAAGAGAACUCCGUCGGAGCUGAGGCUAGCGAAGGACUUGAACUUGCCACUGGCGGUUACGGAUUCCAUGUGGAAGCUAUCGCUGCCAGUUGGCGCUGACCGGGAUCACGAGUAUUCGAAUCCAACGGUGAAUGGAGGGGCAAAGGUGUUGGCUAGUAUAAGGGAGCUUGAGUGGAGGGUUGCAGUGUGGUGUGAUGGGGACCAGCUGGUGGACCGCCAGAAGGAGCUCGUGAAGCUGCUAAAGGACAAGAGAGUGGAUGUGGUGGGCCAGUUUUAUAAUGCUGGUCGCCAUGGCAUUUUUGUUGGUGAUGCUUCCAUGUCCACCAAAGUCUUCCAUUUACUUAAAACUCUUCAUUGAUCCACAUCAUUUUACUACUUUCCAUCUUCCUUCCGUUAAUGUAUCUUCUCUAAUUAUUUUCAUAUUAUCCACACGUGAAUAAAAUCAUGGAAAAAUUUAGGGCGACCAA
Messenger RNA from Arachis duranensis, 1331 nucleotides. RefSeq names its product carboxylesterase 1-like. The record is from RefSeq and is a predicted model, not a curated record. Lineage: Eukaryota; Viridiplantae; Streptophyta; Magnoliopsida; Fabales; Fabaceae. Gene Ontology annotation, molecular function: hydrolase activity.